Molecule: messenger RNA, 770 nt
Organism: Cannabis sativa
Lineage: Eukaryota; Viridiplantae; Streptophyta; Magnoliopsida; Rosales; Cannabaceae
Product: protein ACCELERATED CELL DEATH 6-like
Exons: 1
Coding region: 157-741 (194 amino acids)
Cellular component (GO): plasma membrane
Molecular function (GO): protein phosphatase 1 binding; protein phosphatase regulator activity
Source: RefSeq, a predicted model, not a curated record
ACGGUGUUAAACUUAAUAUAUAUGCAGCAAAUUAAUCUAAUUAUUAUUACUUGUUAUAAUCUUGUGUUAUAUAUAUAAAUCUUUAUAUGACAGAGAAAACUACCAAAACUCUUCGACAAAUACACAGUACUAAAGAGUCAUUUGCGAAAAUCACACAUGUUAAAUGACAGUAGUCACAAGAAGAUGAUGAACAAUGCUGAGAAGAAAAAGAUUGAGCAAAAGGAAAAAUUAAGGACUAAAAUUGCAAAUUUUAGAGAGUCUACUCUAGUCGCGGCUGCAUUGAUUGCGACAGUAACAUUCACAGCAGGAUUUACAUUACCAGGAGGUAACAUAAGCGGGGACGAUAAUAAGCAACAACAACAACAAGGUAGCGCGGUUUUAAGGAAUAACGUAGCGUUUCAAGCCUUCAUCGUAACAGACACAAUAGCCCUAGUCCUUUCUACUACGGCUGUUUUUAUCAACCUCUUUUUAACUAUAGCAUCAUUAGGUGAAGAUGAAAAUGAGGAGUUUGUAUCUAACUACAUCAAGUCUAUGAAUUUAACAAUAUGGGCUAUGGCAUUUAUGGUGAUAGCAUUUGUGACUGGUACCUAUGCAGUGUUGUCACUUUCCAAUGCUCUUGCCAUUGCUAUUUGUUUAAUUGGAUUGUCUUUCUUUAUUCGCUUUUUUUCAAUAAUCAAAUCCAAAUUUAAAAGAUUUGAUUUCACCAAUAUUGGAAGGGAAGCCAUUAUUGUUGUGGGUUAAGUUUUUAUUCUAACUUGUUUAGUUAUUAG